AUGGUUUUAUACACUUCCCCAUUUCCCAACAGCUUUCUAUCAGUUCUGCAUUCCUUUUCCUGGGGCCUGAUUUUCCCAUGUUAUUGGUUUGCAGACAGGCUUGUGGCCUCCUUUGUUCCUACCACCUAUGAGAAACGACAAAGGGCAGAUGAUCCGUGCUACUUUCAAGCACUCUGCAUCAUUAUUACCACUCCCAUCUACUUGGCACUGCUGGUGGCAUCUCUUCCUUUUGCCCUGAUUGGCUUCUUGUUAUGGUCACCUCUCCAGUCAGCUAGAAGGCCAUAUAUCUACUCCAGGCUAGGAGACAAGAGCCAGGCCAAUGGCGCUACACUACUUACUGAAUGGAAAGCUACAGGCAAUGGGAAAAGCUUCUGCUUUGGUAGUGCCAAUGUUUGUCUGCUACCAGACUCUCUGGCAAGAUUUAACAAUGUGUUCAACACACAGGCACGGGCUAGAGAAAUUGGGCGGAGAAUCAGAAAUGGGGCAAGCAGACCACAGAUAAAAAUAUAUAUAGAUUCCCCCACUAACACAUCCAUCAGUGCAGCCAGUUUCAGCAGCUUGGUCUCUCCCCAAGUUGGAGAUAGCACUAAUCGUGCUGUCAAUGUAGGCAUCAAAAGGACAUCAUCUAUGGAGUACAAGGGAGACAAUUCUGGCUCAAAUAACAGUGAGGAUAGCAGAGAUGCUAAAGCUGGAGGGGAACUAAAUGAGGGAGAGGACAACAACACAUGUAUCGUGCGCAUAAGUGGGGAGGAUAAUGGCCACAUUUCAGACCCAGAAGCGGAUGCCAUUAGUGGCCAGGCUAAUAUCAGUAGCCCAGCAGAACACUCCUUGGAAGGUGAAAGAGAGAGUCCAAAGGGUCAAAUACCCAACCAUAAGCAGAAAGAAGGAGAUUCUGGGAGUUUAGACAGCUACACUGCCUCGCGAGAGUCCCUGGUUAAGGUUCGCAUUGGAGAUGGCACAGUGGACCAAAGUAACAUCAACAACAAGCUCCUUUACAAAGCCUCGGUCAUGAAGAAGACCUCUGUGAGGAAAAAGAAGCAUAUGGAUGAAAUUUUUGACCAUGAGAUCUCUGCUUUCUUCCCUGCCAACUUGGACUUCCUGUGCUUGCAGGAAGUGUUUGACAAAAGAGCAGCAGAGAAGUUGAAACAGCAGCUCCAUCACUAUUUUGAAUACAUUCUAUAUGAUGUUGGGGUCUAUGGCUGCCAUGGCUGCUGUAGCUUUAAGUUUGUUAACAGUGGCCUGCUUUUUGCCAGCCGCUACCCAAUUAUGGAUGCUGCCUAUCACUGUUACCCCAAUGGAAAAGGAACGGACUCCUUGGCUUCCAAGGGGGCCUUGUUUCUCAAGGUGCAAGUGGGAAAUACACCUCAGGACCAAAGAAUUGUGGGAUACAUUUCCUGCACUCAUUUGCAAGCUCUGGCAGGAGACACUACAGUUCGAUGUGAGCAACUUGAUCUGCUUCAAGAUUGGCUGGCUGAUUUCCGAAAAUCUACCUCCUCCUCCAGCACAGCCAAUCCAGAGGAGCUGGUGGCUUUUGAUGUGAUCUGUGGAGAUCUCAACUUUGACAACUGCUCAUCUGAGGACAAGCUGGAGCAGCAGCACUCCCUGUUUACACGCUACAAAGAUCCAUGCCGGCUUGGUCCUGGGGAAGAAAAACCAUGGGCAGUUGGUACCUUGUUAGAUCCUGAAGGAUUGUAUGACGAAGAAGUGUGCACUCCAGAUAACCUACAGAAGGUGCUGGAAAGUGAAGAAGGGAGGAAAGGAUACCUGGUCUAUCCCACCAGCAAGAACCAUUCUUCAAGUCAAAAGGGGAGGAAGGCAUCACUAAAAGGCAGUGGGAGGAGGAUUGACUACAUGCUUUACACAGAAGAGGGUGUCUACCUGGAAUGGAAAGUGGAAGUGGAAGAGUUCAACUUUAUUACACAGUUAGCAGGUUUGACAGACCACCUGCCAAUCGCUAUGCGUCUGAUGGUAUCUACAGGGGAAGAGGAUUCUUAA
Molecule: messenger RNA, 1995 nt
Organism: Emys orbicularis (European pond turtle)
Lineage: Eukaryota; Metazoa; Chordata; Testudines; Emydidae
Gene: SMPD3
Product: sphingomyelin phosphodiesterase 3
Exons: 7
Coding region: 1-1995 (664 amino acids)
Biological process (GO): sphingomyelin metabolic process
Cellular component (GO): cytoplasm; extracellular region
Molecular function (GO): sphingomyelin phosphodiesterase activity
Source: RefSeq, a predicted model, not a curated record